Messenger RNA from Cantharellus anzutake, 2919 nucleotides. RefSeq lists its product as uncharacterized. Gene Ontology annotation, biological process: signal transduction. Lineage: Eukaryota; Fungi; Basidiomycota; Agaricomycetes; Cantharellales; Hydnaceae. The transcript is spliced from 15 exons. The record is from RefSeq and is a predicted model, not a curated record. Gene Ontology annotation, cellular component: cytoskeleton; cytoplasm. Gene Ontology annotation, molecular function: GTPase activator activity; protein binding. Bases 287 to 2674 code for a protein of 795 amino acids.
GGCGCGUUUGUGGCCCAGAGGCUGCUUAAGUAAUCCUGGCCUUGCUCGGGCACAUGCACGUUUUCCUAAAACGGAAAAACCAUCAAGAAGCUCCCGAAUGCGACUGUCCCUCACUUUUUGCAACCAAAGGCGUUUCUGCAUGCUCUGAACCACACUAACACAACGUGCAGGCAUUGUACUGAGUAUUGCAGCCUACUUUUCUCUUUAGCCUUCUUCCCCUGCACCGUUCGGGCAUCUAUUUUGAAUUUCCCACCACAAUUUACAGGUAGUAGCAACCGUUAGUAAGAUGCAGAGCUCAUCCCCUGCACGGCACGACGUGCUUUGGAGCGCCAAAGGGCCUCGCUCACCUCUCACAGGCGCCUCUCACAAUUCUCAACGUGUUGAGCAUCCCCCUCCGUCUCCACGGCGUUCCGCUUCUCGCUCCACCCUCGAGGAUAGAACUCAAUGGGGAGAGUCAUUUUGGAUAACGAUUAUCGAUCCCCAGACCCAGGCACAAUUCUAUGCGUGCCCCGCAACCGGAGAGGCCUGCUGGGAUCCUCCUGCUGGCCAUUUCGUUAUGCCCCCAAAUAACGACGGCGAAUGGUGGGAGCUCGAAGACGAGACUCGUGGAGUACCUUAUUAUUAUCACACCAAAUCAGGGGAAACGCAAUGGACUAAGCCCGAGGGAUUUAUAAUACCUCUCGGGAUUAUUCAAACUACCACUGCUUUAGGGCGGCGCUUCUCCCAGAAUGCCCGAAAAAGUGCCACCGAGAAUCAGGAAUCGAGCAAUGGUCCUAAUCAUCAGAGUGCAAAAGCUCGAGAGAAUGGAAGGGAUUUUACGGCACAUAGACAUUUUGAGGAUAGAAGACGGUCUGCGACGUCAAGCGUAUUGAGUAGUCCUCGCUCUGCAACUUUUGCCUCCAACAGUGAAAAGACAGAUCCACAGGAUGGGAGCACACCCGAUCUCCUGGAGAACACUCACAACGACGAUAUGAAACGUCAGAUGAGGAUGUCUACGUCCGCGAAUUUUUCCUCGCGAACAUCUUCCACCCCCACCAAAGGACCCGCAUCGGGAUCACGGACGAACCAAAUUAUGGACCUCAACUCUCAGAGCCUAGCAGGCGCCGUUGAACUACUUGUCGCCACUAAGGGGGAGGGGGAAAUAUCACGCUCGGAAUGGGACAAAUCUCUGACUCUCAAUGGUGCUGUGGGCUCGCCCCCAUCACCACGAGGACCGGGGCGGGGCGGUGGGGACAAGAAUGUUUUCAUUGCGCCUCAGCCACCGAGACGUCGGACGAAAUCAAACGCUGCGAUGGACAGGAAGAUUCAGCCAAAAGCUAGCAAUGGGAAGUUCAUCACUUCGCCUAUCCUAGACAAAGACUCAACGAAACGAAUGAAUCCUGCCGCUAUGAAUGACAAUAAGCCUGUGUACGUGCCUCCAGGUGGUAUCAAGCGGAUGAGUACGGGCGAUCAUAGAACCCUUCCGAGGGAACUCGCGGAAGAUAUCCAGCAGUUUGUGGUUUCAGAAUUUGCCAAAACGUACUUUGCAACGCAUCGCACCGGGUUGAUUUUCCGACGAAAAGUCCCGGUCGAACAGAUGAUGUCAUGGCAGAAGGCACCACUGUCCGCGCCUUUACUAGUCCUGAAUCGCACGCUGCACAAAGAUGCUGUGAGAAUUUUUAAAAUUGUACAGCGCAUAAUGGGCGACCGUGCCACGGGAAACCAGUGGGAUGCGACUACAUCACCAGGGACACUGAGUAUCCUAGAGGAAGAACGUUGGUUACUCAGCCAAGGGAUUCUUCAUGGGGAGCUACGGGAUGAGAUAUAUUGUCAAGUCUUAAAGCAGUUAUCCGGUAACCCCAAGCAUUUUCAUGGCUGGCAGUUUCUUUGCGUCUUGCUGGUCACUUUCCCACCUUCCAAGAAUCUUGAGGCGUAUGUACGCUCUUUCAUGCAAGAGAGGCUAACUCAGAAAGCAGGCCGCAUCGAUAUUAUGGCCAAAUAUUGCAUUGGUCGUCUCGAGGCUCCAACUUGUGCCGAAAUUGAGACUGCUUCGGAUGCGGCCUUCAAUCCUUCCACGUUCGGCGAGUCCCUAGAAUCUAUCUUCCGGUUACAACACCGGAUAUAUCCAGGAGCUAAGGUGCCUAUUAUCCUUCCCUUCCUCGCGGAUGGCAUUAUUGCCUUGGGCGGCCUUGCUACUGAAGGCACUUGGCGAAUUUCCGGAGACGCAGACUCUGUGUCGGAGCUCAAGGUUCGCAUUGACAAAGGACACUACAACCUAGAAGGGAUCAACGAUUGUCAUGUUCCUGCAUCACUCCUUAAACUCUGGCUUCGAGAACUCCAGGACCCUCUCAUACCGGAGGAAAUGUACAAUGAAUGUCUUGAAUGUGCCUCAGAUCCUGAGAAGACGAUCAAUAUCGUGAAGCGACUUCCAACGAUCAAUAAGCGCGUCCUUCUGUUCAUCAUCAGUCUUCUCCAGCUGUUCCUUCAAGAAAAUAUCCAAGCCAUCACAAAAAUGAAUUCUGUGAAUCUAGCACUCGUUAUGAGCCCCAAUCUCCUCCGAUGCAACUCCGAUUUAAUGAUGACUGUCUUCACCAAUACCCAGCACGAGCAUUCCUUCGUUCACACCCUUCUGCUGCAUCUAAAGCCGCAUCGCGUCGACCCAGACUACAUACCCAAACACGGUCUUGCCCGCUAAUAGCGGGAUGCUCGGCAUGGUCAGCUUUAAAUGCUUUCGUUUACUUUUGCUGUCCACAAUUCCACUAUCUCCAUUCGUAACCCCGAUUAAUUUAUGAGUUUGCUCCAUCUUGCUUUCUUGUGUACAUCACGUUUACGGUAGAUUCUUUGGUCUUUUCAUUGAUGAGUUGAUACCCACAUAAUGUAGUCAAAUGCGUUUUGGAGGAUAGUACAGUAAUAAUGAUUAUGCAUGGAAGUACCAAUAUU